UUUUCUGAAAGAGAAGAAGUCUAGCUGCACAUAGAGGGAGAGGGGAAAAACUGAGUGAGAGAGGGAGGGAAAGUGGAUGUCCAUAAAUAUCACAGAAAGAGGGAGAAUUAAUGAGUGGGGAGGGAUAAAGAAGUGAUCUGGGCUUAGCAGCUCAGACAAGGCUGAAAUGAAGAGACCCAAACUGGGGAUCGCUGUGCUCUUGCGGUGAAGUCACACUCUUGGAAGGCUGAAUUCGGCAAGGGAAGCUUUUCUUCCUGUCCCAGGUGAGCCAGACAUUUGACAUCACCAUAAACCCCGUGGAUGACUCCUUGCCCAUCGUGCAAAUCUUUGGGAUGACAGUUCAGGAAGGGGUGAGAAAAACCAUCAUGGAGUUUGAGCUCAAAGCGACAGAUGCUGACACAGAGGUAAGGCAGGACCACCCCCAGCCUCCUUGCUCCCCUCUUGUGCUGCACACCUGGGCUUGUGUUUAAAGACUUAACACUGAAUUUACGCUCAGCAUGGAUGGAAAUGGCACUUCCUCUUCUUCCUGGGUCUGGCCAGAGGCUGAGCUGUCUAACAUUGGCUCUAUCUCACUGCUGUUUCCCCUGCAGCAAGAGAUCUGGCUGCCUGAGCCAAAAUCCUGCCCCAAAGGUUUUUGCCCUGGCAGAAGUAGCAAGGGACACACUGCCCGGAAUGGCUGCAGGACUGGGGGCUGCUCUAGUGUUCGUGGAGCAGGCACAGGGGUGGGUGGGAGCUGUCUCAGAUCAGCUGAAGCAGGAAUUCGGUGGGAUGUGCCUUGUUUUAUAGGGAGACACCUACAAAACAAAAUCCCUUGGGAGAGGGACAAGGACAGGGCGGGGCUCAGGGGGAACCAGGAAUGUUCUGUGCUAACCCUUGUGUUGGGAACACCAACACAGGGGAGCUGCCUGGCCAGAAUCCCUGUCCAGCCUCCUGAGCUGGAAGGGCAGUGUCCUGAGGUCGUGUCCCCAGCUUUGCCCCUCCAUGUCCGGGCACAGGUGGAGUCCCUGACGUUCGGGGCGGUGCAGCCGCCCCGGCACGGGCUGAUGGAGCGCAGCGGCCACGGGCAGCGUCCUCUGCAGGCCACCACCUUCACCACGGAUGACAUCUACCAGAAGCGCGGCAGCUACAGCCACCGCGGCGGCAGCGCGCUCAGGGACCGCUUCACCCUCACCGUCUCCGACGGCACCAGCCCCCUCUUCGUGGUGCAGGAGGGAGGGAAGAAGGUGUGGCCCACAUCAUGUUUAAGGUGGAGAUCAUGUCCAACGAAGACCGGGAGUGGCACGAGUCCUUUUCUCUGGUGCUGGGCCCAGAUGAUCCUGUGGAAGCAGGACCUAGGGACCUGCUGAUUCAAGGCUGAAGUGAACC
Messenger RNA from Cyanistes caeruleus (blue tit), 1365 nucleotides. RefSeq names its product extracellular matrix organizing protein FRAS1-like. The record is from RefSeq and is a predicted model, not a curated record. Gene Ontology annotation, biological process: anatomical structure morphogenesis. Lineage: Eukaryota; Metazoa; Chordata; Aves; Passeriformes; Paridae.